Molecule: messenger RNA, 2799 nt
Organism: Prunus armeniaca (apricot)
Lineage: Eukaryota; Viridiplantae; Streptophyta; Magnoliopsida; Rosales; Rosaceae
Source: the annotation of a GenBank genome assembly
AUGCCAUGGCUGCUAACGUGCUCGAAGCUGACGCUCUUCACCAUAGCUGGAGUUGCGAUUCAAAUGGUUGGCCUCUCCAUCUUCGUCUUCGGCUUCUUCCCUGUCAAACCAACCCUACCUGGACACAGUGGUCCGGAGAGUUUUCAAGCACCCAAGUGCAAUUCGAUUCAAAAUGAGACCGAGAGAGACCUGCAUCCUCAUCAGCUCGGGUCACUGUAUAAGGAACUAUCUGGAAUGCCCCUUGCAUUUGACCGGCUAAUACUAAUGGUUAUUGAUGGUCUUCCAGCAGAACUUGUGCUUGGCAAGGAUGGUAAGCCUCCAAGCAAGGCAUUAAUGGAAGCCAUGCCAUAUACUCAAUCACUGCUUGCUAAUGGAAUGGCAAUUGGAUAUCAUGCAAAGGCUGCACCUCCAACUGUUACAAUGCCUCGUUUGAAGGCUAUGGUUUCUGGAGCAAUAGGGGGAUUCCUGGACGUGGCUUUGAAUUUUAACACACAAGCUAUGUUAGAUGACAAUCUUCUCGACCAGUUUUUCAAGAUUGGUUGGAAAAUGGUGAUGCUUGGUGAUGAAACAUGGCUUAAGUUGUUUCCAGGAUUAUUUAUUAGGCACGAUGGAGUCAGCAGUUUCUUCGUUAAAGAUACAGUACAAGUGGAUCAAAAUGUUUCUCGACAUCUGGGUCAUGAGCUUAACAAAGAGGACUGGGAUUUUCUGAUUCUUCAUUAUCUGGGCUUAGAUCAUGUGGGACAUAUUGGUGGGCGCAACAGUGCCUUGAUGGCUCCAAAACUUUCUGAGAUGGAUGACGUGGUGAAGAUGAUUCAUAUGAAUAGUAUACUAAAUAAAAAAAAUGAUCAAGGACGGACACUCUUGGUCGUAGUAAGUGACCAUGGCAUGACUGAGAGUGGUAAUCAUGGAGGGUCCUCAUAUGAAGAAACUGACUCCUUAGCCCUUUUUAUUGGCCUGAACAAUGACAUCUCUGAUUAUUCGUCGUCCACCCAUAACAUCAUUUAUCAGGUCGACAUUGCACCAACAUUAGCUCUUCUAUUUGGCGUUCCAAUUCCAAAAAACAAUGUUGGUGUCCUAAUUGCAGAAAUUUUUGGGUAUUUGGCUGAUGACCAACAACUGAAGGCACUGGAGUUAAAUUCCUGGCAAUUGCUUAGAUUAUUGCAAGCACAAAUGCCUGGUUUAUCAUGUCGAAAUUACCUAUGUGAUGGCUUCAAUGAUGAUCAAGAGUCCAAGAUAACCAAAUGCUCUGGGAGCAUGGGAAAGAUGUUUUGUUGCCUAUAUACGAAUGCUGCACUUCUCCAAAAUUCCUGGAUGUCAAAGGAAUUCUCCAGGUCUAAAAGUAGGGAAGACUACAGCAGCGCUGUUACAGCAUACUAUGAGUUUCUGAGAACUGCAAGUGAGUGGUUAUCACGCAGCGCAACUGAUAAACCUGUCAGCCUACUUACUCUCGGAAUUGCUGCAAUGCUCAUGUCUUGUCUGAUAUUAUUAAGCCUUCUAUUUAAUAUGUGCAAAGAAGUCUACAUCAGAGAGAGGCGUUAUAUUGAUCCUCAUUGUAAGUAUGGUAUCAAGUUCUAUGGUAGAGGAAGAGCAAUACAUUUGGCAUUUUGUGGCUUCCACAUUGAUUUGUUAUUAUUGCGUAAAGCAAUACAAUGUCCUCCAUGUGGAGGAGCUCAAGAUCUCCAUACUUUAUCCAAGGAACAAAACAAAAUAAGUUGUUUUCGAUUGAGUUCCAUCUUUGUGGUUCUUGUUUCUGGAAGGAUAUUGAGAGGCUGGCACCAGGGAGGCGUGAAUUGGACAAAUCUUCCUGACAUUUCUAAGUGGCUUGAGCAGGCUGGGACUGAUAAUAUAAAAUCAAUUCAGCUCGUCUCAUGCCUUCUACUGAUGACCUUAAGCUUAUAUGUUCUUUUUCUACUUGGGUCCAACAAAAAGUUUGUUCUGGUGAUUGGAUUUAGCUUUCUUAUGUCUGGAUUGUUGGUUUUGCAACAUGUCACUAAGCAUCAGGAUGCCUUACCAUGGCUUGUACCUUUUUCAAUAUCUGAGAUGUGCUCGAAUCAGGAUUUGUACAUGUCAACUUCUGCUCCCAAUGAAGUUCAAAAUAAGUCGCUUAUGGCAAAAUUAAGAGAUUCUCUAUAUAUAAUUGGGUGGACAUACAUCUCCUGCUGGUGUAUUCUGCAACUUUUGCUUCAACAAACAAUUAACUCAAUGCCUAUACUAUUGCUACUUGUGCAAAUUUUCGCCAGCAUGUUGUAUUUUUCUUACAGUGCUCUGCAUCAUAAGCCGUGGGUUGAGGUUGCUGCAUUUUACUUUUUGGGAAUGGCUGGCCAUUUUGCUCUGGGGAACAGCAAUUCUCUAGCUACUAUUGAUGUUGCCGGAGCUUUUAUUGGCAUCUCAAGUCACUCGACGGUACUUUCUGGCAUCUUAAUGUUCAUGAUCACCUAUGCCUCCCCAAUGUUAUUUAUCCUUAGCAUGGUGAUGUAUAUCUCUGUGAAGGAGACAAGCUAUCUCCCAUCUCCCUUCAGUGCAGAUUCCACACAACUCCUCAAAAUAAUGCUUGGCUUUCCUUGUCUGGUUCCACUGGGGUUGAACUCCAUUUUGUUGACAGCGUACACCAUCAUAUUGCUGUUAAUGAGGAACCAUCUCUUUGUUUGGAGCGUCUUUUCUCCCAAGUACAUUUAUGUUUGUACUACAACAGUAUGCGUCUAUGUUGGGGUAUCUGUAGUAGCUACAACUGUGACAUAUACAUACUUGGUGCUGGGGUUUAGAAGAAAGAUGCAAGGUGAGCUUAGCCAUCAGCAGUGA